AUGGGGCGAGAGGAGAGGGACUGGUCCCCUCCCGCACCUCGGCCGAGGAAGGAGCUCUCGGGAAGCAGUGUGGCACAGCGGCGUGCUUCUCUCUUUGCUCUUCCUGGCGCCACAGCUGCUGCCUCCCUGGGUGACAGUGCCUCGUCGAAAGACCAGAGAGGCUCGUUUGGAAACCGCGGUGGCUCGUUCAAGGACCGGAGUGGGAGGCUGGAGAAUGAGGAGGAGUCCAGUAGGGACCUCAGUGGGUCGUUCAGAAGCCGGAGCAGAUCGUCCCGAGAUCUCAGUGGCUCGUUUGCCGAGCCUGGUGGCCCAUUUGCCGAACCUGGUGGCCGGUUCGGGGAGCGCAGCGGCUCGUUCAAGGAGCGGGAGCGGGAGAUGGAGGAGGAAAAUAAGGAGGAAGAAGAGGAGGAUGAGGGGGAGGAAGGAGAGGAGGAAGAGGAAGAGGAAGAGGAGGAGGAAGAGGAGGAAGAGGAGGAGGAGGAAGAGGAGGAGGAUGAGGAGGAGGAGGAAGAGGAUGACGAGGAGGAUGAUGAGGAUGAGGAGGAGGAAGAUUAUACUGAGGGGGAAGAGGAGGAAGAGGACGACGAGGAGGGCGACAGUGAUGGUUCAAGAGUGGAGCGACGGAGGUGCAGAGGGGCGUCUAAAAAGCCAGAGCCCAGGCAAUUCUUCGAAAGAGUGAGAGAGCUCGAGCCGCCUUUGAUCGUCAUGGCGCCGCAGAUCUAUAACUUCACGCCGUGGCAGUCGCUGGUGGGCGGCGUGAUCAUCGGGAUUGCCGCGUCGCUGCACCUCCUCACCACGGGCCGCAUCAUGGGCGCCUCGGGUAUCGUCAACGGCGUCGUCACGGGUGUGCCGGACUGGGCUUGGCGCGCAGUGUUCCUCGCGUCGAUGACAGCCGUCGGAUCGUUCACGAUGCUCAUCGACAGCGGGCACGCGUUCGGGACCAAGCCCCCCUCCGUGGGCGACGAUCCGGGCCUCGCGCUCAUUCUGCCCAUCGCCGCGGGACUUCUUUGCGGCUUCGGCUCGCAGGUACAGCUUCCCCCAAUCACAGUCGACUCAAAUCUCAUCGACAGCGGGCACGCGUUGGGGUCCAAGCCCCCUCCGUGGGCGACGAUCCCGGGUCUCGCGCUCAUUCUGCCCAUCGCCGCGGGGCUGCUCUGCGGCUUCGGCUCGCAGGUAUGGCAGCUUUUAGUCCCUCUCCUAUGGUACAACUCUAAGCUCAAAGAUCGCAGCGGGUGCACGUCCGGCCACGGCGUGUGCGGCUUGCCGCGCUUCUCCCUGCGCAGCGCAGUAGGCGUGGGAACCUUCAUGGCGACAGGCGCCGCUACAUCCAUGACCCUCGGCGCCAUCGCCACCGGCGCUACAGCCGCCAACCGCCCCCCCGGCGAGCCCAUCCCCGCCACCAACACGUGGCUGCUCGUGCUGGCCGUCUGUGCUACAGCCGCGGGAGCUAUUAUCGCGUACAGAUGCCCGUACUGUAACGAUUUUCUUGAGAGUGGAGCUGGUAGUGGUGCUGUUAGUGGUGCCAAUGCUGCUGGUGGGGCUGCUGGGGAGUUGGCGUCGCUUGCCAAGGAUGCUGCCAAACCGGCCUGCUCCGAUGGGGCGUGCUCCCUCUCCUCCUCCGCACCCUCCGCCACUUGCUGUUCCGCGCUGCUCCAUCCCAUCAACGUGCUACGAGCGUCACUUGUUACGGGAGCCAUGUUCGGCAUCGGCCUCGCUCUCAGCGGCAUGUGCAACCCCUACAAGGUGAAGGACUUUUUAGACCCGGUGCACGGGUGGGACCCCAGUCUGGCCUUUGUGAUGGGCGGCGCCGUGGCAGUCAACGUCGUCACCUUCCGCUUCAUCCUCGCCCGCCCCAACCCGCUCUUCGACUCCAAGUUUUACGUCCCGUCUCGGAACAACAUCACAUGGGAGCUCGUGGUUGGCUCGGCAAUCUUUGGCAUUGGUUGGGGUCUAGCCGGCUACUGCCCAGCUCCGGCGUUUGUCAGCCUAUCCACUGGGAACGUUCCGGCGAUCGCUGAAUUCGCUGACGUGGCGGACGUUGAGGUUCGGUGGUACGCGUUUCAGCUGAACCCCAAGGCGUCCAAGGAAGGCGUGAGCAAGCUCGACCUCUACCGCUCUCUCUUCGGCGACCGAAUGCCAGCCAUCACUGCGCGCAUGACGGGCGUGUUCGACGAGCUCGGGCUCAAAUACAGCCUCGGCGGACUCACAGGCAACACGUUGGACAGCCAUCGGCUGAUCGCGCUGGCAGGGAUGAGGGACAGGGAGAAGGGCGGUGAGCCGGCAGGCUCCUCUCUGCAGCACCGGGUGGUGGAGGAGCUGUUUCUGGACUACUUCACUCGAGAGAAGUUCAUUGGUGAUAGACAAGUGCUGUUGGGAGCAGCGGAAAGGGCCGGGCUGCAAGGAGCAGCAGAGUGGCUUGACAGCCCCCAGUCAGGCUUGCAAGAGGUGGAGGCUGACUUGCGGCAUUAUCGACCACGAGUCUCAGGCGUCCCACAUUUCAUUAUUGGCGGACAGGAGUUUUCGGGUGCUCAACCUCCUGCUGUACUGCUUGAAGCUCUCAAAUCUGCAGCAUCUGCCAGUGCCUGA
Messenger RNA from Closterium sp. Yama58-4, 2586 nucleotides. The record is from the annotation of a GenBank genome assembly. NCBI's taxonomy places the organism in Eukaryota, Viridiplantae, Streptophyta, Zygnematophyceae, Desmidiales, Closteriaceae.